Verruconis gallopava is the source of this 1281-nucleotide messenger RNA. RefSeq lists its product as uncharacterized. The transcript has 2 exons. Gene Ontology annotation, cellular component: transcription factor TFIID complex. Lineage: Eukaryota; Fungi; Ascomycota; Dothideomycetes; Venturiales; Sympoventuriaceae. Bases 75 to 896 code for a protein of 273 amino acids. Gene Ontology annotation, molecular function: protein heterodimerization activity. The record is from RefSeq and is a predicted model, not a curated record. Gene Ontology annotation, biological process: transcription initiation at RNA polymerase II promoter.
GUUCAUCAUGAUCCUGCCACUCAUUACGACAUGUGCUAAUUGUUACGCCAUAAGACACAGCUUACGAGCUCGAUAUGCCAGUUGUACACCAUGCCACGACGAUAAGACAGGAUCUCGGCGUCGAAUGUCUGAGCGGCGCGCAAGAUGAAAGCUUCUUCGACGCGCAGCUAUUGCGCUCGAUCACGCUCGCACUUUCUGCCGUGGGCUUUGACAGCGUCAAGCCGGCGGCGCUGGAAGCAUUCAGAGCAAGAGUGGAAGAAUACAUGCUACACUUCCUACAAAUCGUACGUGGGAGCAUGCAAAGCAGCCGAAGGACGCAGCCCAUUCCCCAAGACUUUAUCAGAGCGCUUGCCGACUUAAAUAUAUACCCGCACCAGCUGCUGGAGCAUAUCAAGCUGAAACUUCCACCACACAUAACACAGCCUCCCAUUGCAUCAGCGGCACACGACGAUCCAUCAGUGGAGCACCUGGAGGGCGUUCUUGGAGGGCAGCUUGCGGAUACCGGCUCCAGGAAAAAAUGGAUGCCAGCUCAUCUACCAGACCUACCAAGCAAACACACCUAUCAGCACACGCCUAUCUUCACAACACGCGAAAACGAUCCUCGCAGGAUUCGUGAGCGGGCAACCGAGGAAGGCGUCCUAGCAGAGCGGGCUAUGCGCAAGCUGCUCAUCAAUGGCGGCCAUGGCACCCCUAAGAUUCCGUUUGCAAGGAAACAGCAAGAAGAGGCGUGGAACGAUGUGGUGCUCAAUUUGAAGCACUUGGAUGAGGAGCAGAAAGCGCGAGAGGAGGAAGGCGACUUUGAGGAUUUUGGGGGUUGGCAACAGGAAGACUAUGAUACCGCCAUGCUCGUCAACUAUGAGAGCAGGUAUUGGAGAAAUGCUGCUCGAGCCACGUGAGUUUGUGCUGUGGGGAAAUCGACGCUUGAUUACGAUUAUGGUUAUGCUUUGGGGCAGAACCCCGCGUUACGUGAGAUACCCUAUUGCUAUACAAUUUGAGGAUGCCGGUUGGCAUGAACUGGCGCUUGGUGCUCAAAGGCGAUGGCGUAUGAAUCUCUACUCUAUCCAACAAAAGACCAGUCACGAGCAAGUGUGACAAAAGGCAUGGUCCGUUGGAAACAGUCUGGCCAGAUACGAGUUGAGCAUAUCAUUCAGCCAAAGAGGAACUCCUUGACCACGGGUGAGCCUGUGAAUUCAGGAUUUAACAAAACGCAACUGUAUCACGAGAGUUAGUAAAGAUCUACGUAGAAGCCAAAAAAGAGCCGAAAACUCAAACAGAGAGUAC